Cyclopterus lumpus (lumpfish) is the source of this 1296-nucleotide messenger RNA. RefSeq names its product neuromedin U receptor 1a (gene nmur1a). Gene Ontology annotation, cellular component: plasma membrane. The transcript is spliced from 2 exons. Lineage: Eukaryota; Metazoa; Chordata; Actinopteri; Perciformes; Cyclopteridae. The record is from RefSeq and is a predicted model, not a curated record. Gene Ontology annotation, molecular function: neuromedin U receptor activity. The coding region runs from base 1 to 1296 and encodes 431 amino acids. Gene Ontology annotation, biological process: G protein-coupled receptor signaling pathway.
AUGUCAUCCUUUAACUGCUCUUCUGAUCUAAUGGCUGAAAAAGACGGUUGGCUAUGUCCUCCGGGGGAAAAGUGUGUCAAUCUGACCUCUGGCGUGAAUGGGAGCCACGUUGAUCUGAAUGAUGCAUGUCUGACCGAAGAAGAGUACCUGGAGAAAUAUCUGGGGCCUCGUCGAUCAUCUGUGUUCCUUCCCGUCUGCCUCAUAUACCUGGUCAUCUUCCUGGUAGGUGUGGUGGGGAACGUGCUGACGUGCACUGUCAUCGCACGCAACAAAGUGAUGUGGACGCCAACAAACUACUACUUGUUCAGCUUGGGGGUGUCAGACAUGCUGGUGCUGCUGCUCGGUAUGCCAUUAGAGCUGUAUGAGUUGUGGCAAAACUACCCCUUCCUCCUGGGCAAUGGCGGCUGCUACUUUAAAAUAUUCAUAUUCGAGACUGUAUGUUUUGCGUCUAUCCUCAACGUGACAGCGCUGAGCGUGGAGCGUUACAUCGCUGUGGUGCACCCGCUACGCGCAAAGUACGUUGUGACGCGUACCCACGCCAAGAGGGUCAUCCUGACGGUGUGGGGCGUGUCGGUGUUGUGUGCUUUGCCAAACACAAGUCUGCAUGGAAUAGCCGUCCUUCACAGUAGCUCCUCCGGUUUUUCCGGGAACAUCUCCGUGGAGAUCCCUGACUCAGCAAUCUGUACGGUGGUGAAACCGCACUGGAUUUACAACCUGACCAUCCAGGUGACCACUGUGCUAUUUUUCAUGCUGCCCAUGCUCACCAUCAGCGGUCUCUACAUGCUCAUUGGCUUGCAGCUGAAGCAGGAGAAGAUGUUGGAGGCGAAGAAGGGCUUUGGACAGGACACCUUCUGUCACGUGCGAACACAGCAGCAGAAGGCCCGUCGCCGGCAGGUCACCAAAAUGUUAUUUGUUUUAGUGGUGGUUUUCGCGAUCUGCUGGGCCCCGUUUCACACUGACCGCCUCAUGUGGAGUUUCAUUAAUGACUGGACUGACAACCACCUGAAGAUAUUCCAGUAUGUGCACAUCAUCUCCGGAGUGUUUUUCUACCUUAGCUCGGCAGUCAACCCAAUCCUGUACAACCUGAUGUCCACACGCUUUAGAGAAAUGUUCAAGGAGGUCAUGUGCCAUCGGCCUCACCACAUGAGCCCCAGAAAGCACUCACUUAGUGUUACCCGGGUGACGCUCCGCAGCACCCUGAGUGAAGUGCCGCUCAGCAAUGGCACUGCUGUUGUUGAAGCCGAGGCAGAAGAAAGAGAAAUGAGGAUGAAAGAUGAAACCUGUUUUUCAUGUUAA